AUGUCGGCCCCUCUUGACUUGUCCCUGCUAAAGGAUAAGGUCAAAUCCAAACUUGCCGCCGCUGACAAGCCGGCCAAGAAGGAAAAAUCUGCCAAAAAGGACAAGAAAGACACUAAGGGGAAGCAAGAUACCCAGACUCGGGGCAAGGACAACCACCACCGCGGCGAUAAGAAGAACGACAAAAAGCCUCAGUCACGGGGGAAGCAAAACAACAAUAAGCAGUCCAAGCCUAAAGACGAUAAGCCCCACAAGACCAACGACUUUAAGGACAAGUCCGAUGAAAAGAAAGCUCUUCAAGACGCGCUCCGCCAGGAAGCGCUCGCGAUGGGGGCUACCGAAGACGACUUGAACCUAAUCGCCGACGUCAAGGACGACGAUUCGGAACAAGAGUUUGACGACGAAGGCAAGGACGCCAACCUCGAAAAGGAAUUGGCUCUGAUGUACCAGGAUAUCGGGUUUGACGGUAAGAUCCCCGAAGACCUUGAUGACGAUGAAGUCCCUGAAUUAGUUGAGGGUGACGACGACGACGACGACGAAGAAGAAGAAGAAGAAGAAGAAGAAGAAGAGGAAGAAGGGGAAGAAGAAGAGGAACAACCGUCGAAGCCGACAAAAAAAGACGGCUCGGACUCUAAAUCUGCUACGGGGCUGGAGUCCGAGUCCGAAAAAGCCCCUCCCCAACCGGCCAAGAAAAAGAAUGCUGAUUUCAUCGAAGACGUGAGAUCGGUGGUGCUGAGUAAGCUCCAGAUGCCCAACCGCAACGACUGGUACAACCUGGAGCUUGCCGCCCCCGCCGGUGCCGCCACCAACCCUGACAAAUAUACCAAGGAACGGCUCUACGACCGAGCCAAGGCGUUUGUCGACGCGGAAAACAAGCUCUACUACGAAGAAUUCACCGCCAACUCGUCGCAAAAGAAGUUCUUGAGUCAGAUUCUCGUCGACGGUACCUUGAACGAUAAAAUCUCUGCUCUCGCCCUUUUGGCUCAGGAAGCGCCCUUCCACAACAUCAAGGCCAUCGACACUUUACUUCACUUCUGUGAGAAGAAACUGAGAACGGCGGCGCUCCAGGCCAUUGCCGCGUUUAAGGAUUUCAUGCUUGGUGGGGUGUUGCCCGACCGUAAGUUAGUGGCGUUUAACAAGCAGCCGUUGGCCGACGACCUCACCGACGCCCAGCUCGGGCUCAUGUACUUUGAGGACCACUUGAAGCUGGUGUACUUCAAGUUCAUCCAGGUGCUCGAGCACUUGCUCCACGACCCCAUCGUCCACGUCCGCACCCAGGUGGUGAGCCACAUCUUUGAGCUUUUGCUGGCCAAGCCCGAACAGGAAGCCAACUUGUUGCGUCUUGGUGUCAACAAGCUCGGCGACAGCGACAGCAAGGUGGCGCUGAAGACGCUGCACUUGCUCUUGACGCUCGAGCAAGCCCACCCCAACAUGGCGCCGAUCGUCGUCGGCGCCGUCGUCGACCAAGUGAUGAAGCCCGGUGCUGAAUACUCCACCCAAUACUACGGGUCGACCACCCUCAACCAAACCGUGCUUGGCCGUGAACAAAUUGAGUUGGCCAACACGUUGGUCAAGACUUACUUUGCUCUCUUUGAAAAAGUGCUUGUGGAAGCUAAGGAAGUGGAAGAAAAAGUCGAUAAUAUUCUCGGUAAGCUGGAAAACAAGCGUAAGAACUUGAGAAAUACCGGUAAGAAGGGGAAGAAGGGGGGUAAGCUGGUGAAACAAAUCAAAUCGGAAGCCGAGGUCAUCGAAGAGAAGAACCAGAGAUUGUUCCUGGCGGUGCUCACUGGGCUCAACCGGGCGUUCCCGUUCUCGAACUUGCCUCAAGAUGUCUACACUAAACAUCUCGAUAUCCUCUUUAAAGUGACCCACUCCAGUAACUUCAACACUUCGGUACAAGCGUUGCUGUUGAUUCAUCACGUGGUCACCCGUCAAGACCUCGAUGCUGACCGGUACUACAAGACGUUGUACGAGCUGUUAUUGGACCCGCGGGUCGCCACCACCUCCAAACAAGGGAUCUACCUCAACUUAUUAUACAAGCUGUUGAAGAACGAUAAGGUUGUUGGUCGUCAAUUAGCGUUUGUCAAGCGGAUGCUCCAAGUAUGUGUCCACUGGCUCAACGUCGGCCUGGUGGCGGGGAUGAUCUUUGUGGUGAUGGAGCUUGCUAAGCAACAACCGGCGAUUGGCGACAUGCUUGUCGAUAAGCUGCUGAGACCCGAAGACACCAUUAAGUUGGCUGAAGAUGACGAGGGCCAGGAGUACGACCCGAGAAAGCGUGACCCUAAAUUUGCCCACGCCGCCUCCAGUCUGCUCUGGGAGAUCGAAGCGUUCUUAAAGCACUACCACCCCACCGUCGGCGUCUACGCCGAGUCGUUGAUCAAGGGCACCAAGCAGCCGAAGCCCGACCUUGGGUUGUUCACUUUAGCCCACUUUUUGGACCGGUUUGUCUACAAGAACGCCAAGGAAAAGACGGGGCCCAAGGGGAUGUCGAUCAUGCAACCUUUGGGCGGGGGCUUCAACACCAAGUCCACCGACCAGGCUCCCGCCAACACUGUGGACUGGUUGGCUAAGCGGGCCGACCAGGUGCGUCCCGACGAACAGUUCUACCACCAAUACUUCACCACUAAGCAGCUGAAACUUAAGGGGGCGGCGCUGAAGAAGAAGAAGAAGUCUGGCGACGACGACGACGAAGAAGAGGACAACGAAGCCGAAGUAUGGGACGCGUUGGUGAGACUGCGCCCUGAGGUGGAAAUGGACGGCGACGACGACGACAUGUUCGACGACGAAGACCUCGACUUUGGCGAUAUGCUGAGCGACGACGACGACGCCGACGUCGACGCCACCGCCACCGCUAACGAUCUUGGCGCCGUCGUUGACGAUGACGAAGACGCCGAUGAAGACGACGAACAGUUCUACCUGGCGAUGAUGGACCAGGACUCCGAGGAAGAAGUUCUGGACGCCGAGAUCGACCACCCCGCCGCUGACGACGACGAUGAAGAAGACGAGAAGCCACGCAAGCGGAUCAAGCUUCUGCUGUUGCCGACGUUUGCUCUGGCUGAGGACUACUCGCAAUAUUUAGAGUAA
This is a messenger RNA of Diutina rugosa, 3081 nucleotides long. It is a transcript of the gene MAK21, whose product is annotated as RNA-binding ribosome biosynthesis protein. NCBI's taxonomy places the organism in Eukaryota, Fungi, Ascomycota, Pichiomycetes, Serinales, Debaryomycetaceae. The record is from RefSeq and is a predicted model, not a curated record. Gene Ontology annotation, cellular component: nucleus. The transcript has a single exon. The coding region runs from base 1 to 3081 and encodes 1026 amino acids.